Molecule: messenger RNA, 2610 nt
Organism: Cicer arietinum (chickpea)
Lineage: Eukaryota; Viridiplantae; Streptophyta; Magnoliopsida; Fabales; Fabaceae
Product: putative clathrin assembly protein At2g25430
Biological process (GO): clathrin-dependent endocytosis; clathrin coat assembly; vesicle budding from membrane
Cellular component (GO): clathrin-coated pit; clathrin-coated vesicle
Molecular function (GO): 1-phosphatidylinositol binding; SNARE binding; clathrin heavy chain binding
Source: RefSeq, a predicted model, not a curated record
UUCUUUUCUUGAGAUGAGACGCAUCUCCGGUAGCUCCAAGCUAGCAAUAGUGACAGUAUCUUUUUCUUCACCUUUUAUUUCUCUCUCUAUUUCCCAUUCUCAUAGAUCUGAACAGAACACACAGUUUAACACUGUUCGCGCCCUUUGACCAUUAUUUUUUCCCUCUUCUAUCUCUAUUGGUCGUUCUUCCAGUUACCUCGCACCCUUAAAUCUAGAAACCGGAUCUACCUAAUCGGAUCCUCCAAACCCGGUUUCUUGUGUCUAUACGCGGAUCUAGGAAUAGAGACAUAGCUCAGAGUGAGUCUGUGUAAGAAGAUCGAAGAAUUUUGUUGGUAUUGAAUUCUUGAAGGAUGGCUUCGAGCACGAUCCGUAAAGCGAUUGGUGCGGUGAAGGACCAGACGAGUAUAGGUAUAGCGAAGGUGGCGAGCAAUAUGGCGCCGGAGUUGGAGGUUGCGAUUGUGAAAGCGACGAGCCACGACGAAGAUCCGGCGAGUGAGAAGUAUGUGAGGGAGAUCUUGAACUUGAUGUCUUACUCGCGUGGUUAUGUUCACGCGUCUGUUUCUGCUGUGUCGAAACGUUUGGGGAAGACGCGCGAUUGGAUUGUUGCGCUGAAGGCUCUUAUACUUGUUCACCGUUUGAUGAACGAUGGAACUCCUCUGUUCCAGGAAGAGAUUAUGUAUGCUACCCGUAGAGGAACCAGGCUUCUUAAUAUGUCUGAUUUUAGGGAUGAGGCUCAUUCCAGUUCUUGGGAUCAUUCUGCUUUUGUUAGGACCUAUGCUAUGUAUCUUGAUCAGCGACUUGAGUUGUUGCUAUUUGAUAGAAAAGCUGGUAGUGUUGUUGGUGGUGGUGGUGGGGAUGAUAGAUUUGGUGGAAGAGAAAAUUUUAGAUCGCCGCCAAAUGAAUAUGAGUAUGGAAGUGGGCAGUUUAGAGGGGAAGGUGGGAGUGGGAUGAGGAAGACAAGGUCGUAUGGUGAUAUGAGUGAAGCGGCGGGACAGGAAGAUAGAAGGAUUGUUACUGUUACCCCUUUGAGGGAUAUGAAGCCGGAGAGGAUUUUUGGUAAGAUGGGUCAUUUGCAGAGGCUGUUGGAUCGUUUCUUGGCUUGUAGGCCUACUGGGUUGGCCAAGAAUAGUAGGAUGGUUUUGGUUGCGUUGUAUCCGUUGGUCAGGGAGAGUUUUCAGUUGUAUGCUGAUAUAUGUGAGGUUUUGGCAGUGCUGCUUGACAAAUUCUUUGAUAUGGAGUACCCUGAUUUUGUUAAGGCUUUCGAUGCUUAUGCCAGUGCGGCCAAACAAAUUGAUGAGCUUGUUGCCUUUUAUAAUUGGUGUAAAGAUACUGGUAUUGGGAGAUCCUCAGAGUACCCAGAAAUUCAGAGAAUUACUAGUAAGUUGUUGGAGACGUUGGAGGAGUUUGUGAGGGAUAGGGCCAAGAGGCCAAAAAGUCCAGAGAGGAAAGAGGAAGCUCCCAAGGUGGAAAUACAAGAGGAGGAGCUGGUACCGGAUAUGAACGAAAUCAAAGCACUGCCUGCACCUGAGAAUUAUUCUCCACCUCCCCCGCCAGAGCCGGAGCAGCCUAAGCCACAGCCGCAGUUUACAGAGGACUUGAUGAAUCUGAGAGAAGACGCGGUCACUGCAGAUGACCAGGGUAAUAGAUUUGCUCUAGCACUGUUUGCUGGUGCACCGGCUAAUAAUGCAAAUGGAUCUUGGGAAGCCUUUCCGUCAAAUGGACAGCCAGAAGUAACUUCAGCUUGGCAAACCCCAGCCGCCGAACCUGGAAAAGCUGAUUGGGAAUUGGCAUUGGUUGAGACAGCCAGCAAUUUAUCAAAGCAGAAGGCAGCUUUAGGCGGUGGGCUUGAUCCCUUAUUGUUGAAUGGCAUGUAUGAUCAAGGAAUGGUCAGGCAGCAUGUCAGCACUUCCCAACUUAGUGGAGGGAGUGCAAGCAGUGUGGCGUUGCCGGGACCGGGAAAAACCACAACACCUGUUUUAGCUCUCCCAGCCCCAGAUGGAUCAGUGCAGCCAGUUAAUCAGGAUCCGUUUGCCGCGUCGUUGAACAUUCCACCCCCUUCCUAUGUGCAAAUGGCCGAAAUGGAGAAGAAGCAGCAAUUGCUUGUGCAUGAGCAGCAGCUGUGGCAUCAGUAUGCAAGGGAGGGGAUGCAAGGCCAAUCUAGCUUGACCAAAUUGAAUGGUAAUGGAUACUAUGCUGGAGGUCCUAUACCAAUGAUGCCUUAUGGAAUGCCCCCAGUCAAUGGAAUGGGACCUCCAAACGGGUAUUACCAUAACCCUCUCUGAGGCUCCCUUUCUUUUUUGCCACAUAUGUUUAUUUUUUACUAUGACAUAUUGUUUUCCUUUGUUUUAAAUGAUGUUGUCAUAUUAUUCUUGAGAUCUGCCUUUAGUACCAUGGGGAUGCAAAGGAGACAGUUGGAGGAAACAAUUUCUUGUCGGGUUUUGAUGCUGGGAGAUGUGUAACUCAAUUGUGAUGUCUCUGUGUCUUUUGUAAUAGUAACAUUUUCUUCUUUAUUUUGUACUUCACGUGAUUCAUGCUCCUUAAAAAACAAACAUUUAACUACUGUAAAUUUUAUAAAAUGCUGGUGUUGAUGAUAUUGAUUGGUUAUGCAUA